Messenger RNA from Phyllostomus discolor (pale spear-nosed bat), 7614 nucleotides. RefSeq names its product glutamate rich 3 (gene ERICH3). The transcript has 15 exons. The record is from RefSeq and is a predicted model, not a curated record. Lineage: Eukaryota; Metazoa; Chordata; Mammalia; Chiroptera; Phyllostomidae. Bases 637 to 5217 code for a protein of 1526 amino acids.
UGAACCAAUUACCAGCGCCUUGCAGAUGCAGAAACAAAAUAAAAACCCAGAGCAGAUUGAAAAGACUUCUCUCCUACCCUUGAACUUGCAAUCUAAAGUCUGUUUUACAAUUGGGAACCAACGCAUCACACUGUAGCUGCUCCCUGCUCUUCUUACUGGUAGCUUCAGCCACCCCUUAGCCUUUCCCCAGGGCCUAGCAGGAAACACACCCGCCUAAACCGGUUGUGUGUGUCUGUUUUCGGAGUACAGGUGAUGAGGAACCCGCUCCCUGGGCAACAGAGCAGGAGCCUGGGUCCCCUCCUACACCGGGGCCCAGAAAAAGGGCUAGAAGCUGAGCUUCACUUCCAGCUUCCCCCGGCUCAGUUCCAGCAGCGCCUUGGCUUCUCCGGCACCUUGGCGCUUGCCUUCCCCCUCCCUUAGCAACCGGGAGGCUGUGGAUACGGCCAGUGGGUGGGGGCUCGGGAGGCUGCGAGUAGCUCGGGCGCAGGGGCGGUGGCAGCACAGCCCAGCUGCCCCGCGAACGGGCGACCGCAGUGCGGAGCCACCCGCGAGCGGCUGUCGCGGUGCCAGCGUGCGCGGGGCCCCACGCACCCACCCUCCGCACCUGCCGCGGGGUCCAAAAAAGAUCCUGCAAAAAUGAGCCACUCUCACCCCUCUGGAUUACUUGCCGCAUAUAAUAGUCUUACCGACAAACACCUGGCUGGAUAUUUUAACAAUACAAGGAUAAGGAGGCAUCUCCUAAGAUCAGGGCUGAUCACAAGAAGUGGAAGAAUACUUUCAGAAAAAGAAUACAAACUAAAUAUCAUGAAGAGGGAUCACCAAAGAUAUAUCCGGGAGUGCUUAGCCCAGGCUAUUUUCCACAAGGUUCUUGAUAUGGAGCGUUACCAUCAGCUUGAAAUUAAAAAGAAACUGGAGACCUUAGCUAAAAAGGAGCGAAUUCAGAGAUUUAAGGGAGAGCCCAUAAAAUGGUCUAUAGAAAAAAACAUGCCAGUCCUGUCUCCCCACCCCCCAGUGGGCCCAAAGGCUAGCCGUGGCCACAGUGUUCUGGUUGAGGACGGACCUUCUAGUCCAAUAACACUGACAGCCCCUCGACCCUACACUGCCCCAGGAAUUAUGCAGCCUCCAAUUCGAUUACAGCCUCUUCCCAGUAAUCCUGCAGUAGGAACUGUUCCAAAGGUAACUUCGGGGUCCAGAUCAAAAACCUCACCACUGGAAAAUGAUGCUCCAUUUCCCAUCGUGGGCAAGAAGGCAGUAAUGAAGUUCAGGAACUCCAUGGACAAUUCACAGGGAAGGAAUCGAUAUCAACUUCUGAACGUUAGCAGUUACAUGAUGCCUAUUCCUCCUCCAUCUCCUCCCCCGGAUGGAAAAAUCACAAGGGGAAAUAGAUCUGAAACAUGGAGAAGGAGAAGAUUUCAUCCAGCCACUGCUCCAAAUAUCUUAGAACCAGUCUUUACCAGGGAUUCAAGAAGGAUUAAUAAGACACCACUGCAUAGCAAUGCAGUUAUCACAAUGAUCUAUUUGGGGAGAAAUGUGCACCUAUCUUAUGAUCACCCAGACUUCCGGGAUGAAAUAAAAGUUUAUCAACAGCACUGCGGUGGGGAAAACCUGUGUGUCUACAAAGGCAAACUGCUUGAAAAAGAGACCUUUCAGUUUAUUUCCAAAAGACAUCAUGGUUUCCCCUUCAGUCUCACCUUUUUCCUGAAUGGGAUGCAAGUGAACAGGUUAAGCUCCUGCUGUGAAUAUAAGCAUCGGAAAGGUUCCAGACUUGGAGGCAAAAGAGGCUACUUUGGGUUUGUGUGUGUGGAGAGAUCAUCCCCUUGCUACAAGUGCAUUAUUGCAAUGGGCCUUGACAAAAAACUAACUUCACCGAGACUGAAGAAACAAAUAAGUGUUGAUAAAGGAGAGGAACUGAAGAAGGGUGAGGGGAAACUGGGGAAGGAUAGAGCAUACAUGAAGACAAGAAGAAAUGAGAUGGAGGGGAGCAAAAGCUCUGCUUCAGGCUUUUUUUCAGCUGAAGAAGGAAAAACAGGGGUUGAAGAAGUGCGGACUGCUGUAGAAGAAAUGAAACAUAAAGGAAAACAACAUGUUUGGGAAGAUGACCAGGAAAAUAUAUAUAAAUAUGAGUAUGAAGAAGAUUUUGAAGUAGAGGAGGAGAAACAAGAUGGGAAGGCUAACCAAGAAGGAUGGGCUGAUGAUCAAAUGAAUGGAAUGUCAAAGUCACCCUCAGAUGAUGAAAAAGAUCAUUUAGACCCUGAAAAAGAAAGUGUAACCUUAUCCCAGAAGGCACCAGAUGCUGAUGACAGUGUGAAAGAUGAGGCUGAUGGAUGCUCUGAGAGUGAAUCGGAAGAGGAUAAACAAGAUAUAAAGACUGCUUCAUCAUCCUCAUCCAGAAGUCACCCGUAUUCCAGCUGCAGUGAAGACGAAUCCACACUGAGGGACAGGGAGGCACAUGCCGACGGCAGCCCAAACUUGAGUGUCAGAAGUUCGUCUUCUCAGGAUUUGAGUGAAACCGAUGAGCCAGGAAAAUCACAAUUUCCAAUAGAGGAUUUGCUAAAAAUUGAAGACCAAAAGAUAAUAAAAGCAAAUGUGGAGAUCAAGCCUCUGCUCACAGAGGAAAGCUUAGAGGAUGUUCUCGAAGAAGAAACAAAGAAAGGAACCCAAGUGAUUGCAGACGGCUUACCUGAAAAGUCCAGGGAACAUGUUUCCAGGGAAGAAAAGGGAAAUUAUACAUACAAACUUUGGAAAGGAAGCACUGCUAAGGUGAAGGACAAAAUGGCAGGUCCCUGUAGGGUGGAGAAAGGUGUUGGCCAAAUAUUAGCUGGAGCUGUGGAACCUGACUGCCACAGCCCCUAUGAUGCUGAGUCUGGUGUUAGCAGCACAGACAAGGGGGAGAAGCCCUUGACCGAAUUGGAGACUGACACAGGAGCAGCACCACAUAGGAAUUCAGUAGUGGAAGACAGCACAGUCCGAAACUCAGACAAGGAAUCCAAGCCAAAGAAGGAAGAAGCAGUGGAAGAAGAUGAGAUCCCUCAACACAGGGAUGCUGACACAGUAGAAGAUAAAGGGGGCACAACACUAUGGAGAAAAGCAGGAGCUGAUGAGCUUCCCUUGGAGGAGUGGAAGCCAACAGCAGAGCAGCCAGCUUUAGCAGAACUGUUUAUAGAGGAAAGAGAGAUCCCUCAGGAUAUAGCAGGCAGGGCGGAGGUAGAAGAGGAUAAAGAGCUGAAUAAAGGGGAGUUACACCCAACAGGGCAAAAAGCAGCAAGAGCCUCUGAAGGUCUAAAUGGAGAAGAGGUUCCUGAAAAGCAGGCCUUCAUGCAGACAGUGCUGGAGACAGAGAAGGCAGCUUCUAAAAAGGCAGUGUGUGCCAGCCAGGCUGCAGCCCCAAAGUCUGAGUGUAUUCAGGAGGUAGCAGACCUGAGAGGGGCUGAAAGAGGGGUGGCUGCGAGUGAAGCAGGGUCUGAAAAGCCAAAUAUAGAGGACAAUGAAGAAGAAGCAUCCAUAGACCAAGGGGACAUGGAACCCGAGCAAGACACUGUGUCCGAGAGAGAGGAUGUUUUAGAAGAGGCAAUACUUGGGGGAGAGGAGCCAACCAAAACAAGGGAGGCAGUUAUGAGAACUGAAACACCUUUGAGCUCCUCAACUUCUGACAAAGCUGAGAUAACCCAAAUGAAGGUUUUGGAGGAAAGCCUGGAAGAACUUUGUAAGAAAGAUGAGAAAAGGAAGGAAGUUGAGACUGAGGUAGAAUCUAAUAAGGAAGGUGAUAGGAAAGAAACAUUACCUGAGGUACUAGAUACAGAAAGAAAGAGGUUGAAAGCUGAGAGGCCAAAAACACCUCUGGGGGAAACUGAAUCUGAGAGAGAAGAGGUGACAAGGGCAAAUGCUCUUCAGGAUGAAGACAUUUUAGAAGAAGAGCAAAAGUUUAAAGGGCAAGAGGGGGAAAUUGUGGAGGAAUUAAGAACUGAGAAAGAGACACAAGAUGCCCAAAAUGAAAUGGAGUGUGAUGUUGAGAAUGAAACACCCAUGGAGGCCUCUGAAUUGAUUGAAGACACAAUGUGGCAAGAAGAUUCACUGAGAGAGAGGGAGGUGACCAUGUCUGAAACAGCACCUGGAUUUGAAAAAUCACCGGAAAGCAUAAAAGCUGUGAGGAAAGAGGGAGGAGGGGAAAGACUGAGAGGAUCUGGAGACACACAGUAUAAAGGCAAAGCAGAGCCACUCUGCGGAGAGAAUGUGGCUCUGUCUGAGCAGGAAGAGGGCCCCAGCCCUGAGGGUGAGAGUGUGUUAGGAGCUCCUGAAAGUGACCCUAAAGGACAGGCGCAGGCAGCUGAGGUGACGAUCACAGCCACAGGUGAGGCCCAGGAGUGUGCAGCCAGAGAUCAAGAUGACCCCGUGGGACUGGAAAGGAGGGAAAAAGAAGGGUCUUUACAAGAGGGACAAGAAGUGGGGGCCACAGCAAUGGCCCAAGAAUAUAUUUCUGAGGGAGAUCCCAUGAUGGCAGGAAAGUUGUGUGAAGAAGUGAUGGAUGAUAAGGAGGAGGAGGUGGUGGAUAAAGAGUGCACUUUGCAGACAGCACUGAUGAAGGCUGGGCACACGGAGGGGGAUGGGAGCUUGCAGGGAGGAAUGGUUGUGGCUAACAAAGACCUCCAAGAAGGAGGAGCAGUGAAAACAGCCAAGGAGAAGACAGAAAUGUUGGCAGAUUUGAACACAGCCAAGGGAAAAACAGAAGCAAAUACAGCCUCCUCCUUUUCAGAUGUUACUGGCGAGGAACCUUGGCACAAAGUGGAUGAGUUACUAGGGAAAACAGCAGCUGCAGAGAAGGUGGUGGCUGAGGAAAUAGCACUGAGCAUGGAGAGGGUGCCAGCAGUGGGGGAAGUGACAGUGACUGAAGCAUCAGAGGCUGAGGUGGAGGCUCUAGGAGAAGCUUCAGUCCUGGAAGGGAAGGUCCCACAGCUAGAGCGAGAUCAAAAGGAAGGGGAAGUAGGAGCGGAGGCAAGGAUGGGGAGCCAUGGUGGGGUGCAGGAGUCAGGGGAGGCUGAAGAUUUCAGACUAGGAUUAUCCCAAGAGAGAGAGUCAGAGCAGAGUAGAGAGAGCCUACAGGAUAUGGGAGUAUUCCCUGUAAAAGCUGAUUGCCCUGGAACCCAAGAAAAGCAAGAAGAGCAUAUGGUGCAAAGAGAAAGUGAGAACAUGGAUGUUUCCCUGAUCAAAAAGAAGGCCUAAGAGACUUCACAACAGAUGGAUAUUUUAAAGAUGUCUUCUGGAAGACUUGAAGAAUGGAGAAAGAUUCACCCAAACAUCUUGCUGGGACUUUAAAUUUUAUCUUUAAAAAAGAAUCACUCUGCUUGUCUGAACUGCUUCCUAAUCGGUCAGUGCUGGUUGGAAGGACAGCGGGUCCCUUGAGAACAUGGGGUCCGUGGUUCCUAAUGGAGGACCCUAAGGCUGGUACACAGCCCACAGAGCUAGGGUGUCUGUAUUCAAAUCAAAUGGGCAGUGUUCAGAUGCUUGAGUUUUACCAAAGAUCACUGAAAGGCCCAGUCCUGACUGACACUUGGGGUUUGUUUAAAUUCCUUUCUAUUUGUAAUCAAAUAUUAGUCCCAGUUUUUUACAUGAGAGUUUUGUUUAAAAUCUCUACCUGGGGCUUUAAUGACUUGGUCUGUGAAAAUGCUGUCUAAAGAAAGGUCCUUCCACAUAUACUCAGUGCUAGAGAUUGCUCCAGACCUAUAAAAUGAUUCCAUGGCACAUAUAAUCACUUAUAAAUGGUCAUUCCUUCUAUUUAUGCCUGAAGCGCAAUUUAAAGUGCAAAUCUUAUUUCAAAGCACCCUUUGUUUCUUGUCUGGGUUUCUGUAGUUUUGCUUUCUGAAGUAGACAGGAAUGUUUGUGGAAUUUUGUCCCUGGGGGCCUUAUUUGUGGGGCCACUCAGAUUUGAAUCGUAAUAGUAAAUAAUUUAGCUAAUGAAAUGAAUAACAAUAACUAUAGUAGGUAAAUGUCGCACAUGAGCACAUACACCCACAUUCUAGACUCUAGACUGUUUUGCUGAUGCAGUUCAAUGGAAAAGAAACUUGGAUUAAGUUAGCAUGCUACUCACCUUCCCAAGUUCUGUUAUUUCAAACCUGUGAACUAACUAACCUCAGAGUGCAUUAGAAAUCAAUAGUCACAAUCACUGUCUGGAUUACUCCCUGAUAUUGCUAGAAAUAGUUGUGUAUCAGGGUGCCUAUUGAGGAUUUUGAUUUCUUCAAGACAUCUGAGUUCAUACACCAGCACUCCAAAGGACACACAUGUUUGGCUAUCUUUUCUCCUCAUGAGGAGGUGAAAGAAAAUUUCCUAAGGCAGUAAUUUUUCAGCUGGACUACACAUUAGACUUUUACGAGACAUUUUCAUGAAUGCAUGAAUGAUUCAACCCCUGGUUCCACUUCAAAGACUCAGAUUUAAUUAGUUUUAGAUGGGUGUAGGUGUCAGUUUUUGGUUUUGUUUUUUAACCCAGUUGAUUCUACUAUAUAGUCAAAAUUAAGGAUUGUUGCUCUAAAUCAUCAUAUAAUCCAUGCUGGCUCCUUAUGGUGACUCUCAAAAUGUGAUCAGGGCAUGAACCUCACUGGGAGUACUACUUCCUGCCCUCGUAUCACACCCAUUAAAUUGGAGACUCUGCAGCAGGGUCUAGCAGUUGGGGAUUUUAACGAACCCUCCACGCAACUCUUGUGCAGUCUAAGGUCUGGAAACUGCUCUUUUGGACUGUUGAUUGUACUGAGGAUUAGUCUCCGUCGAAAAAUGGAUUGUGGAAGCAUUGUGAACUUUCUCUCUUUGUCUGUCUUUUUUUUUUUUUUUUCCUGUUGCUCUUUCUGGUUUACUUUCUUUCUCUAGGAAAGGGUACUCACUAUGAAAGUGAUGAAUUCAGCUUUAAACUCAUUUUUAUUAUGACUGUAAUGAUGUAAACUCAUUUUUAUUAUGACUGUAAUGAUGUGUAUGUGAAGCCCUUCGGUCCCACCCCCUAGUGAGGAUAUGGCACUCGUGGCACAUCACAGAUCACCUUUGUUUUCUGAGUGAAUUUCACCUACAUUAUAUUCAAUUUCAUUUAUUACUGAGCUGCAUUGCUGUGAAACUCUGCAGUAUUUGUUCCUUGAUCUCCACCUCGAUGCUACAGAGCACUUUGAAUACAUAGCACUUUAUGGGAAAACUUGUAAACUUGUUAAUUCCCUUGAAGAAGGAGUUUUGUACAAUGUGUUAAGUGGAAAUUGCAUUGGAUUAUUUUUAUAUUUAACACAUUCCAUCGAAACAUUCUGUAACGUGAUUCAACAAUCUGCAUGUGGGUUUAACCGUGAAAUUGUGUUGUGAUAGUUUGACUAAAUGAAUCCUUUCUCGGCAAAUACUAUGUUGAUAAAAUUAUUGGUAUGUUCUACUGAACUUAUUUUUUCCUAGUUUCAUUACCAAAAUCAUAAAUAAACCAUAUGUUUACAGAUAAGACAUGUGAAUGGUUCUCUAUGAGUGCCUAGAUUUUUAAAAAUCUCCUUUGUUCUUUCCUUACAAAAUUUAAACUCCACAGAGCAGAGCAGAGAGAAUUACUUUCAUUGGACUGUAUCUGUUUAUAUUGACUAUCUGCAUUCAUACAUGUCUUUUACAUGCAUG